GUUGACGUUGUGGGGCGAUUAUCUUGGCUGGCCCGAAUGAAAUAUUAUGUGUGUUGAGAAAAUAUUUCAUAACGUUGAUUUUUGCCAGUAGUUGGCUGGCGCGGGCAGGAGCAGCCCGAAAGAGCGGCUGUGUGCCUUCCCUCGCCUCCCAUUGGCCGACGCCGGUGAUCGCUAUUAGCUCAAGCACCCGGCAAUACGUUGAACCAAUCGGCCUCUUCCCCAAGACAAGCCAGCGCUCAGCCAUACACCAGCUGUUUUUAUCCACCAAACUGUAAAAACGCCCAGGUAACGACGGAACAGUUUUUUAGUGUGGUGGUUGGCCCGCCGCAAGACGUGUGUAGCGUGCUGACGGGGGUCUUGGCCGUCACGUGACCUCCCCACCUGGUCCGGGCUGCUCGCAGACAACCCUUGAGGGGCACUUCACCUCAGGCUGGACAGACCCUCCAGCCCCGGUACAUCAGUGACACGAGAUAAUUGAGGCUCUCUAGUGGCCAGCGGAGCCGUGCGUCGCGGCCAUGUGCAGUGAAUAAGGCAUGGACAGGCAGUGUCUCGCGCUGAUUGGUCAGUUGAUAAAUAAUAGAUAAUUGUGAUUUGUGAUUGAGGUGGUAUUACCCGAAGUGAUUACCUGCCUCAAGGCCGACCACACGGACACACGCCAUGGCUAACGUCACCUACACCGGCGCCUCGUCCACCUCCCCUCUGGUGGUGUCGUCCAGCGGUGGCAGCGCCGUGGGGAGCCCCUGCGAGUCCCGGGAGCCGCCCCCCCUCCCAGGAGGGAUGGGCGUCGGGGGUUACGACCUGAUGACGUACCAGCGGCUGGCCAGCGCCUUGUAUGCCCACCCGCCCCACGCCACCCUCGACCCUGCCACGCCUACUUCCAUCCCGCCCACCACGCCCACCACUCUCCUCGCUGCCCACGACCCUCUUCUUCACGGCGGCGGUCUGGAGCUGAAGGAGGGGCUGGGCGGUCUGGGCGGCGGACCAUGGCCCUAUCCAAUGUACUACCCUUAUGACACCCUGGCGGCCUACCCCUUCUCCCACGGCUAUGGAAUGGCCUUCGACGCCGCCCGCCGGAAGAACGCGACCAGGGAGACGACGGCAACACUGAAGGCGUGGCUGAACGAACACAAGAAGAACCCGUACCCGACCAAGGGCGAGAAGAUUAUGCUGGCCAUCAUUACCAAGAUGACACUCACGCAGGUAUCCACGUGGUUCGCAAACGCCCGCCGACGCCUGAAAAAGGAGAACAAGAUGACGUGGGAGCCGAGGAACAAGACAGACGACGACGAUGACGAUGACGACGACAAGGACGACGAUCAUAACGAUGGUGAGAAGACAAAAGAUGUCGACGUGGGCGGUGAAGGCCGCGGAGUGGACGAUGGGGCAAGUGAAGGGUCACCACUGAGGCCGCCCUCGCCCUCCAGCACAACAGGAGGCGGCGAGGCGCCAUCUCUCGCGCCACAGCCGCCGGCAUCGCCCGUCAAACCGAGGAUCUGGUCUCUAGCGGACAUGGCAUCCUCCUCGUCGUCACCCACUUCACCGUCUUCUACCCUGGCGGGAGCGGUGGGCAAGAUGAGCGUCCAUCGACCAUUACACCUGGAGGCCUCGCCCUACGCUCGCCCGUUGCCCAUGGCCCCCCGGCUCCCCACGCCCCAGGAGGCACUACUUCAAGUCUACGCCAAGUCCCUCGGCCUGGCUCCCCACCACGCCCACUCCUUCCCCGCCCUCCCAUCCGGCUUAAAUGGACUCGGGUCACAUUUGUCUCCUCCUGGGCUGGAGGCUCCGCUGCCAGCGACCCUGGCGGUGCCCCCAUACAGCACCGCCAGCCUGCAGUCGCCAAUUGUGAGCAGACCGGUGGCAACGCGCCCCCUGCCGCCUGUAUCGCCGUCAUCCUUGAACCACACGCUCCCCGGUGGAGCCAAAAUCACACCAGCACCACCACCCACCCACCGGCCCGAGGGUUAACCUCCCUUGCAGCAUUGUGACCUGCUUCCCCACACUUGGUGACGUGUAGCCCUAUAAUUACCGGUGGCCACAAUGUUGGUCAAGCUUUAAGUGUGUCAAGAUAAUAAACCUACGAAGAAAAUAAUCAGCCGCAGAAAGUUUGAACACUGCUAAUUCAAAAUGGACGCGUUUUAGUGAACUGGUGUGAAAAAGAGGCGCCUGUGGUGUUGAGCGAUAAGCGGUGGAUUAGGGAAAAGGAAGAGCGAUAGAUGAUAUAUCUCUCAAACAUAUGAACGCUUCAAAAAAAAAAAAAAGCGAGGACACCGUAUGUUACCUAGACACUCUUAAUACUAAACUAGCAAUGUAACAAAUAUCGUAGCAUAU
Molecule: messenger RNA, 2328 nt
Organism: Portunus trituberculatus (swimming crab)
Lineage: Eukaryota; Metazoa; Arthropoda; Malacostraca; Decapoda; Portunidae
Product: putative iroquois-class homeodomain protein irx-1
Exons: 7
Coding region: 658-1965 (435 amino acids)
Biological process (GO): regulation of transcription by RNA polymerase II; cell development; neuron differentiation
Cellular component (GO): nucleus
Molecular function (GO): RNA polymerase II cis-regulatory region sequence-specific DNA binding; DNA-binding transcription factor activity, RNA polymerase II-specific
Source: RefSeq, a predicted model, not a curated record